Microbotryum saponariae is the source of this 1800-nucleotide messenger RNA. Lineage: Eukaryota; Fungi; Basidiomycota; Microbotryomycetes; Microbotryales; Microbotryaceae. The record is from the annotation of a GenBank genome assembly.
AUGACUUCUGCAAUCUUGCCUCACCUGCGUGCGCCGUUUCGUCUUCUGCGUAACUAUCUGCCCACGACACGUCCAUCGUCUCAGCCACGUCACGCCUUCUCAACUGGUUCCGGAUCUUUGCUAGCCGGUCAUACCUCAAGCAUCACUUCACGAGCGAUCGGAUACGAGAAACAUGGUGACCCAUGUGAAGAGGGGACUCUGGAUGUGCGCGAGUACGAACUACCUCGUUUGCAAAAGGGUCAACUGAGGCUUAGGUUCGAGAUGAGUGCUUUGAGUGAGUGGUAUGGCGCCUUUCGUGUCCGAGCUUGGGAAGGCGUGCAUGCUUCGAAGAUGCUGAGCAAACUUUUUGUUUUGUUUGGGGUUCGAAUGCGGUUAGAUCCGGCUGAUAUCGUUAGUCUGACUUGCUGCGGUGUUUAGGCUACUUUGUCUGAUCAAAACUGCUUCACAUACCCACCUUCACGUAGAACGUCAUACAAGGGGUAUACCCAACUAAACCUACCGCUCAAACAAUCAAUGGGAGCACGUUCACGGUCAUGGGGAAUGAAGGUACCGCUAUCGUAGAAGGUUUCGAGGAGGACGGAAAAGUCGAACACGAAUUCAACGUCGGAGAUCGAGGUGAGCUUCAAUUUUUUGGUGACGACCUUUGCUUGUUACAAGGCAGUUGGAAGGCUGACAGGAUUAGGGUGUUGAAUUGUUUCGAUGUCAGUCGUUAUGGCCAAGGCGCAGAUGGGUACGUUUGGGCUGUCCGCUUUCGAGGGGGAAGAACUCUCUUUUUCAUUUCCGCCUUCGUCGUUCGGGUUCCGAUCCUGAUCCUCAUCCCCGCCGUUACCUAUCAUCUAAUCACAAACGUCCAACACCCCCUGAUCUCGUAAACAGGAACAUGGCAAACCCACCUCAACGCCUUCCCCUCCGAGUUAAUCCGACUGCCUUCUUCGAGCCAUAACACGACCUCAGCGACUCGACUGACCGCGUCCCAAGCCGCAACGCUCUGCAUCAACCCUCCGACGGCAUUCCGGAUCCUAUCGGACAACUUGUCGAUCAAUCACGCCUCGUCCUCUGAUCGAUCACAAUGGCUCAUUCAGAACGGUGCCAAUUCGGCGGUCGGGCAAAGUGUGAUUCAAUUGGCUCGAAUUUGGGGAAUCAACACGAUCAACCUCGUUCGAGCGAGGAGUACGCAACACGAAACUGAGAGUUUGAAGAAGGACUUGAAAUCGUUAGGCGCUGACGUCGUUUUGACGUACGAUGAGUUUUUACGAAAAGGUGGACCGGAGGAAGUUAAGGUUCUGGUUGGGAAGGAUGAAGGUGGUCGGCUCAAGUUGGCGUUGAAUUGCGUGGGAGGGGACGAGAUUAAAGGGAUGUUGAAGGUGUUGGAUCGGGGCGCCAAUUUGGUCACGUAUGGUGGGAUGGCGAAGAAGGGGUUGACUUUGUCGCCGAGCAUGUUCAUCUUCAAGGAUUUGACCGCGUACGUCCUCUUCUGCGUCCGUUUUUUUCGGAUCGUGGCGUGGCGCUUACGAUUAAUGACUGAGACGGGGUCGUUUUUUGGGGGCUUUUUACAGUAAAGGGUUCUGGCUUUCUAACUGGGUCAAGCAACAAAACGACAAUGGCCAAGCCCGUCUCGAGAUGAUGCACCAACUCGUCUCGUUCAUCGAAGCCGGGCAAUUCGUCACGCCCAAAGUCGAGAUCGUCUCCUUGGGACCCAAAAGUGGGCUCAGUAUCGAGGAAGCCAAGAGUCGGGUGAGGGAAGUCAUGAAGCGGCAGAUGGAGGGUAGGGCCAAGAAGGUUUUGUUCGAAUUCGAGUGA